CUUCGAUACACACAAACAAUAUGGCCGAACAGUUAUGGAAUGAAAGGAGCUCAUUUUGGAAAAAGCUGUAUCAAGGACCUGGAAACAAUAAACAAAGGAGAAAUAGUAUUCCUACAUCACAUUCAGUGCCAACAGCUUUAAAUGUCACUGAUAAAAUAGGAAGAAGGAUGGAGAAAGAAGCUAAGUCAACACCAAGGCCACCAGUACAGUUCCAAAGCAAGUAUCCAUCUUUACCUGACAUAUCACCUAGACAUAUGGAUGGCCAACUGGUUCCUGUUUUUAAAAGAAAAGCUAGUCCAAUAAUAAGAAAUAACUCAGACAUGGAACCAGAGGAAAGAAUUAGACAGUUAGAAAUGCGAGUUGCAGUGUCAGAAAAAUCAAACCGUGCUUUGUUAGAAGAGGUGCUAAGACUUCAAGGUGACUUAAAAGGUUCUACCCGACAUAAUGAUGAUAUGCUACGUGAGGAACAAAGUGCCAGAAGAAAUAUUGAAAAUGCUAUCACAGUCAGUAAUGAACUUAUUCAGCAUCUAGGUUCAAGAAUUAAAGAAGCUGAACACAAACUUGAUGAUGAACGGUUGGCAUUAAGUUCACUUGUUAAUCAUACGAAAGGUGUUGAACAGGCAGUAAAAAGUAGUCAGCAAGAACUGGUCACCAAAAAAGAUGUUCAGUCUUCAAGAUUACAAGAUGUGCGGACAGAUUUAGAUGAAGUUUUGCAAUCAAAACAACAGUUAGAACGGGUAACAUUACAAAUGGCAGACGACAUCAGAAAUUUAAAAAUGAGAGUGGAGCAACAUACUGCAACUUUUGCUACAGUGUCCACAGAUCUCAAAAAUAAGUCAAAGAAACUAGAAGAUGACAAUAGAUUGCAGCUUGACAAUCUACGUAAGCAGUCGACCGUACAAAGUCAAACAGAACAUCAGACAACGCAGUUACGAGGACAGGUAGAAACUAGAUUGUCAGAGCUAAGAGAGGUGCUGGUUGAUCUUAGAGCAAAACAUGACAUAGAAAUUACUGAGAGAAGAAAUUUAGAAACAACACUUUCUCAAAGAGUACAUGAGCUGCAGCAGCAAUUAAAUGAUGCCAGUAGAAAGAGAGAAGAAAGCAUGCACACAGUAGACAUGUUAUUACGGGAAAAGGAGCAUGUAUCUGCUGCUGAAAGAAUGACCUUGACCUCUAAAGUAGCAGACACUGUGGAAGAUGUUAAUAAAAAACUUUUAUCUAAAGAAAUCAAAAUGAGAGAAGAAAUGCAAGAUAGAUAUUUAAAUUUAGAAAGAUUAAUUCAACAAGAACAGAUACAAAGAAGAGAGUAUGAAAGAGCAACAAGAGAAGAGACUGACAGAAAAUGGCAAGCUAUAAAACAUGCACAUGAUGAACUCAACAUUGAUUUAAAAGAAUCUUUAAAGGCUGAAAAAUUGAAAUCAAAAGAAACAAUAACCAAAUUAGACGAAUCAAUAUCAAUUAUAGAGAAACAAACAUUAGAAAAUAAAAGACAGUUUGAAAAAUUAAUGAGUGCUGAAAUUACACAGAGAAAAACAAAUACAAAAAAUAUUAGUGAAAGUUUGUCACAAAUGAAUGAAAAAUUACAGAUUGCUACCUCAACUCUACAGCAAGCUAUAGGUGGUGUAACCCAGUCGUUUCAUACUAUGAAUGAAAAGAUGCGUCGAGAAAUGAGACAAACAAUAGCAGAAUCAAAAGACAGUACGACUCGAGGAAUGACAGACUUAGAUGCUAGAAUUUCUCAUCUGAAAAAUAGAAUGAAUGAUAAUGAAGAAAAACUUGAAGCUAGAGUGGCAACAAAAUUACUAAAUGAGAAAAAGCAAGAAAAUGAGGCUUCACAAGUAUUGGGAGAAAAUUUACGUGAAAAAGUGGAUGCUAUCACUGUCUGGCAGGACACCACUCAAUCGUCUCUAAGAGAAAUUCAAAAUAGUGUGCACAAAUUACCAGAUGAGAUCUAUGCAGUGCAGGAAAAACAGACACUUCUUAAGUCAGAAAUGAACUCUAGAAUGACAGCAGAGUCUGAUGCUAGAAAUCGAGAGGUUGAUAGUUUAAAACAAGAAAUUCAACAAUUAAAGGCCAGAAGAGAUCCUCAUCCAGCUACAAUACAUGACUUAGAAAAUGUACAAGCCAGUGUUAGGAAAUUAGCAGAUUCUAUACAAACAGUUAAGACUGUAUUAGGGAUGAAAAUACAGUCCGAACAGAAGUUGAGAGCUGAAGAAAUUCAGAAACUACAAGAAGAAAUAGCUAUAUUGAGAACUGCUAUAGAACCGCUAGUGAAAAAACCCCUACCUCGAAAUUUUGUCAAAGAUCCCAAUAGACGGAGCGAUGACACGCCUGAUGUCAAUAGACACAGUGUUGCUAAUGCUUAUAGAUGGUUACGAUGGAAGUCAAAACUUAUGUAUAUUCUAUGGCAAAUUCGUUCUCGAAAGCAACUGGAAACAGAAAAUACUGGUACCUUAAGGCCAGCAAAACCACCACCUACAGGAACUGUUUGAUAUAUAAAUUGUAUAAGAUACCACCAUUUAAGUUCUUUUCAGUUUUUUUUGUAUUUUUGGCACAAUACCAAUUUGUCCUGCAAAUCUGCCUGGAAGAUCAAAUACUUUCAUUUUAAUGAUAUUUAAAUUUGAAACAUUUGUAAUAACAAUAUAUUUUUCUGUUAGAAAAUGCUUGAAUAAUCAUGUUAUCCUCUAAUACCACAUUUUCAUGUUUAGAAAUAUCAGUCAAACAUCAGUUUAAGACAAACUUGUUGCCAUAUUUCUGUCAAUGUAAUGAUUAUGGAUCUGAAAAUUAUUUCAAGAGUAAAAAGAUAAACCCAUUUCCCACCACCAAUUUGAAAUCAAACUUUAUUUUUAUACCCCACAGAUUUCACUUUAUUGGGAAAGUAGGGGAGUAAAUAUUUUCAGAACAAUUCCUUGUUUGUAUCUGUACUGUAUUGUAAACCAUUCAUUAUAGUUAUGAAGAUUGUUAUACAUAAAUACAAUAUGAAUGUGUGUAUGUGAAGAAAAUGGACAACCAUGAUUUUAUUGCAUGGAUCAUCAUUUUAGAAUUGGUGAUGGAUGAUUAUUAUUUUGAGAAUAAAAGGGAAGUGUUAUUAAGUUUUUAUCAACCUAUAUACAUUUUUUGUUCUUGAAAUGAAUUAAUGAAUGUUCAUCUUUUUUUUAUACCUCUGAGAUCAUCACUUUGCAUCUGAUUUCUGUGUCAUUAGGUACCUUAAUCUUCUUAAAAUUCUAAUGAAAAUCAUAGGCAAAUUUUAACAAAUUGCCAGAACAUUCCUAGAUUGUUUUAGUUGUAAACUUUAUCCAAUGAUGCCUAUAUCAAACCAAUAUGGCAACUAUGACUUUACAAAGACAAUUGGAGUACAAAUAGCAAAUGUGGUUUGAUUUGGCCAUCCCAGUAAAAAGUUCACUGAUUAUUAGUAUACAGUAAUGUGAUAUUAAGUUUGUUCAAGUUAAAUUAAUUUUUACAUAGAUAAAAAAAAGCUUUUGGAAUCCAAAAAAAAUACAUGAAAAUGAUAGACUUCUCUGUCACUUCCAGUCCUCCUCACAGGUAUUUUGCAAGUCAUAAUAUAACAUUUGAUACUUUAUAAUAGCCUAUUUUUAGUUUAAAGUUCACUAUUGAUCCAAUAGUGAGGAGCAGAAAAUUAAAAUAUUUGAUUUUUUUCUUUUUCUUUUGAAUAGUUAAUUGUUUAAAGGAUUUAGAAAAGGAUUUCAUGAACAGAUUUUGACUACUAAACAGUGCUACAUUUGACCUCAUUGGCGGAUCCUGGAGGGGUGUUCAAUUUUUUUUCAAUUAUUUGAAUGUUUCAUAGUGUUCUAUGGGUUUGAACCCCUGACUCCUUUUUCAAAAUUGGCUGGAUCUGCGCCUGUACCUUGAUAAAGUAAUCAUUCAUUUCACCUUUCAUUUUUCAUAAUUUUUGUAACCAUUAUCUUGUGCCUUGUAUAGUUUUAGUAAUAACAUUCAGGAACAUGCAUGUAACAGUCCUUUUCACAUUAUCUGAAUUGAUCCAUUCUAGUAAUUUGUUUCCAUCUGAAAUGUUUUACUUAUUAAAAAGGAUGGCUGUCAUUGUGGAACGUAUCCACAUAGAAACAUAUUAGAAAGACAUAGAAAAAGCUCAGAAAACACAGUCAAACACACUAACACUUAUCAACCAAUUACUAUCCACACUGAUCUGUGUCCUUUUUAUUUUUCCAAUUUGGUUCAGACAUUUAUUUUAUUCUUUUUUAUGUUGAUACAAGUAAGCUAAACUGUGAUAAAUAUAUAUUUGAACAUUUUAUGCAUUCCAAUAAUUGAAAUGCCUUGAAAUAAAUAGUUGUUUUGAAAAUUGUGAUACUAACCUUCAACCGUCCUUAAAAUGUCCAAUUUUAAUGUAUCUUUUUUUUUAUUGUUAUAUUAUUUAUUAAUGCAUUUAUAGAAAAGAAACCUUGUCACUUUGUUAAUCUUCACUGUAGUACUUUUAUAAUGAGGUUUAUAUAUUGUAGUACUAUUAAAUAAAGAAGAAACUUGA
Messenger RNA from Mytilus californianus (California mussel), 4501 nucleotides. Its product is annotated as coiled-coil domain-containing protein 154-like. The transcript is spliced from 19 exons. Bases 21 to 2492 code for a protein of 823 amino acids. The record is from RefSeq and is a predicted model, not a curated record. Lineage: Eukaryota; Metazoa; Mollusca; Bivalvia; Mytilida; Mytilidae.